Molecule: messenger RNA, 531 nt
Organism: Didymodactylos carnosus
Lineage: Eukaryota; Metazoa; Rotifera; Eurotatoria; Philodinida; Philodinidae
Source: the annotation of a GenBank genome assembly
AUGAUGAGUCUCAUUCAGCCAUCAGUAUAUGAGAUAGAUACUCGUCAAAAUUCGGAAUUAACAGUUUUUGAUGGUUCGAAAAAAGAAGAUGCUGAUCUAGCGAAACAGUUUUGGAAUUCAGUAGUAUUACUUCCACCUGUAGAAUCGAGUCUCGUAUGUCCAGAAAUUAAUCAGCGUACAAAAGGUCGUCUAUUGAAUAGUUCACAAUCAAAGGGAAAAGCAGUAACAAAAGCAGAAAAAGAAUUAAAUGAAGCAAAAGUUCAACGAGAGAAAGAAUAUGAAGAAUUUGUACAAGCUAAAAAUACUGAAGAUGAGCAAAAGUUGAUUGAGUGUGCACGUGAUACACACAAUGAAUUAAGACAUUUAUUUUUGCAACAAGCAAAAAUUAAUCGUUUAAAGAAUGAAAAGUGGAGAAUACCAAAUAAUCGUGAAGAAAUGGAUUUAAUGAGAAAAUUAGAUCAAUUUGAUACAUUCGAAUAUGAUGAUCAAAUCGAAAAAGAUCGUCAAUUAGUAAUGAAUUUACCGGAUUAG